UGGAGAAGAGAAACCUUAAGAUGGCAGGCAAAGGAAGUAACACAGACUGCACGUCAUGCAGCGUACUGAACUGGGAGCAGGUGAGCCGUCUGCAUGAGGUUCUUACAGAGGUAGUUCCAAUCCAUGGACGAGGUAACUUCCCAACGCUGAAGAUUACUCUGAAGGACAUUGUUCAGACUGUUCGGAGUAGGCUGACUGAAGCAGGCAUUGUGGUACAUGAUGUCCGUCUGAAUGGCUCUGCAGCUGGUCAUGUCCUGGUCAAGGAUAACGGGUUGGGAUGCAAAGACCUGGAUCUCAUUUUUCAAGUUUCUCUUCCAAGUGAGGCAGAGUUUCAGUUAGUUCGAGAUGUGGUGUUGCGAUCCCUCUUGAAUUUCUUGCCAGAAGGAGUAAGCAAGCUAAAAAUCAGUCCAGUAACACUGAAGGAAGCCUACAUCCAGAAGCUAGUCAAAGUGUACACAGAGUCUGACCGUUGGAGCUUGAUAUCACUUUCCAACAAACAUGGCAGGAAUGUGGAGCUGAAGUUUGUAGACUGCAUACGACGGCAGUUUGAGUUCAGUGUGGACUCCUUCCAAAUCAUACUGGACUCCCUACUCUUUUACUAUGACUACUCGGAAACCCCCAUGUCAGAGCACUUCCAUCCAACUGUGAUUGGGGAGAGCAUGUAUGGAGAUUUUGAAGCAGCUUUUGAUCACCUCCAGAACAAACUGAUAGCUACCAAAAAUCCUGAAGAGAUCCGAGGUGGUGGCCUUCUGAAGUAUAGUAACCUCUUAGUACGAGAUUUCAGGCCCAUGGAUAAGGAUGAGAUCAAAACAUUAGAGCGCUACAUGUGCUCCCGGUUCUUCAUAGACUUUCCAGACAUCCUGGAUCAGCAGCGCAAACUAGAAACCUACCUCCAGAACCACUUCUCCAAAGAAGAGAGGAGCAAGUAUGACUACCUCAUGAUUCUGCGCAGGGUGGUGAAUGAGAGCACAGUCUGUCUCAUGGGACACGAGCGAAGGCAGACUCUCAACUUGAUUUCUCUGCUGGCACUCAAAGUGCUAGCGGAACAAAACAUCAUCCCUAAUGCCACUAAUGUUACCUGUUACUACCAGCCAGCACCUUAUGUUAGUGAUGUAAACUUCAGCAACUACUAUCUUGCAAAUGCUCCUGUGCCAUACAGCCAGUCCUACCCCACCUGGUUGCCUUGCAAUUGAUUGCUUCACUUGAGUGUUCUUGAAUGGAGGCUACUGAAGGCCAAGAUGCUGUGUAUAUAGACAAGUAAUAACUGUCAGUUGGAGAUUUUUCUAAUAGAAACAUGACUGCAUUGGAUUGUCCAUUUCCUGGUGUGCGGUAGGAAUAUGCAGCCAGGUGACCUGCUAUGGACCUUUCCAUAUAUCUCUACAAAUGCCAAGAAGCCUUAUUACCUCUUCAUUAGGAGAAGAGAACCAGCAGUCAAAUGUUAGGAGAAGUAGCUACAAAACUGUACUAGUUCUGGAAGUGGCUAUUAACAUGUGAUCUAAGUGGA
Pterocles gutturalis (yellow-throated sandgrouse) is the source of this 1504-nucleotide messenger RNA. RefSeq names its product family with sequence similarity 46, member C (gene TENT5C). Gene Ontology annotation, molecular function: RNA binding; poly(A) RNA polymerase activity. The transcript has a single exon. The record is from RefSeq and is a predicted model, not a curated record. Lineage: Eukaryota; Metazoa; Chordata; Aves; Pterocliformes; Pteroclidae. The coding region runs from base 21 to 1193 and encodes 390 amino acids. Gene Ontology annotation, biological process: mRNA stabilization.